Molecule: messenger RNA, 267 nt
Organism: Clonostachys byssicola
Lineage: Eukaryota; Fungi; Ascomycota; Sordariomycetes; Hypocreales; Bionectriaceae
Source: the annotation of a GenBank genome assembly
AUGGAGCUCGGUAUUGACUAUGUGUCAUCCGUUGGAGGGGACAAGGGGCGCACCGCAAUUCGGGUUCCCAGUGGACCUGCUUCCAGGGGCUGUCUUAGACCCAUCUCGGGGCAAAACGGCACGGAUAGAUUUUUCAAACAAAUUCAACGCCUGAAGAAUGCAAAUUCUAGAAUCCGAUCGAGUAUUCCCUCAGUGGGAGGUCUGGAGGGAUCCUUAUCUUACGUUGGGGUCACUACAUUCCAGAAGGAUCAGAGUUGGUUCGACUAG